Eublepharis macularius is the source of this 6237-nucleotide messenger RNA. It is a transcript of the gene DCDC2, whose product is annotated as doublecortin domain containing 2. The coding region runs from base 114 to 1490 and encodes 458 amino acids. The record is from RefSeq and is a predicted model, not a curated record. The transcript has 11 exons. Gene Ontology annotation, biological process: dendrite morphogenesis; intracellular signal transduction; neuron migration. Gene Ontology annotation, cellular component: microtubule organizing center; microtubule; axoneme. Lineage: Eukaryota; Metazoa; Chordata; Lepidosauria; Squamata; Eublepharidae.
GAGAUACUGUCAUAUCCAGAGUGAGACGAAGAAUUUGGACUUUGCUGUGCUCAGGUGUGCAUCUCACAGACUCCAGUAGAAACAGGAACCAGAAGAGAGGGAGAAGCACAACUAUGAGUAGUCCUAAUGCCAAGCCAACAUGUUUGUCGCAACCUGUAGUGAAGAGCGUGAUGGUGUAUCGCAAUGGAGAUCCAUACUUCCCAGGGCGCCGAGUGGUCAUUCAUGAGAAGAAGGUGUCUAGUUUUGAUGUCUUUCUGAAAGAGGUGACAGGAGGAGUGAAUGCCCCUUUUGGAGCUGUGCGGAAUAUCUACACUCCUCGUGGUGGGCACCGCAUCCGACAACUGAAUGAAAUCCAGAAUGGAGAGCACUAUGUUGCUGGUGGCAGGGAGGCUUUCAAAAAACUCAACUACCUGGACAUAGGAGAACCGAAGAAAAGGCCUAUAGAAGCUAAUAAUGAGGUGAAGCCAGUCAUCCACAGCAGAAUCAAUGUGUCAGCGCGCUUUCGAAAGCCACUUCAGGAGCCGUGCACUGUUUUCCUGAUUGCAAAUGGUGAUCUUGUAAGCCCAGCAGUGCGUCUUUUUAUCCCAAGGAAAACAUUGAAUCAGUGGGAACAUGUUCUUGAAAUGGUUACUGAGAAAAUCACACUAAGAAAUGGAGCUGUGCACAGGCUCUAUACUUUAGAUGGAAAACCUGUCGAGAGUGGACUGGAUCUGGAAAAUGGGCAAUUUUAUGUAGCAGUUGGCAGAGACAAAUUUAAGAAGUUACCCUAUAGUGAACUACUGUUUACCAAACCUACAGUUAGGAGAUCUUAUGGGUCCAAAUCAUCUGGGAAGUCUAAGGGGAGUUCCAAAUCUACUGACACGGGUGACACAGUAACUUCUCCUCCACCUUCAAAGAGGAAGGAAAAGCAUGGACAGAAUCAAGAGUCUAAAAAACCUGCAAAAUCAAAAGAAAAUGCACAAGUUAUGACCAAAACUUAUAUUCUCCCAGAUAAUGACGAGGGUGUUUACAAGGCUGGGAAAAAGCCAUCUGAAAUACGGGGAGCUGCAGAAGUCCAGGAAGACGAAGACACUCAAAUUGAGGUCCCAAUUGACCAGCAGCCAGCAGAAACGGUGGAUGAAGAAGAAAAUGUGGCUCAUCACAAUGAAGAAUAUGCAGCAAUGAAUGGGGAGGCUGAACCAGGUGAAGAAGCUGGGGAGGCCAUCAAUGAAACAGAAGAAAACAAAGAAAAAAUGGAUGACCAUUCUGACAAUGAACAGCCAGAGAUUGAUGAAGUAGGCGAAGGUGAAACUAGGCAUGCCCAAGGUGGAACAAAUGAAGAAAAUGGUGAGGAAAUGGAUCAUAAUGGUCAUGAAGAAGAAACAAAAGGAAGCGCUGAUGAUCCAACUCAGGCAGAUUCCCAGAAAACUUCAACUCCAAGAGUAACUAUCACCAGUCCUCAGGAAAGUGAAAAAAAUGAACAAACUAAUGAAUAUGCAGCAGUAGCAUAGAUAUAUUUGAAAGGACAUAGAUUAGUAGAAAAUGAAGGAUUUUAUAUUUGGAAUGCAAAGCAUCUUUUUCUGUACUCAGUUAAUUUAUAAUGUGACAGUAUGGUGGAACUUCACCCAUUAAACUUGGAAGUGAUGAUGUGGUAUCCAGUACUUAGAUAAAUAAAUGAUGAGGAAGAUAUGGAGGGAGAUCAAAUUAUACUUCCAAAAUUUGUUCUUUCUUCCGUCUGAAUUUUAAAGGUCUUUUUUUAAUAAAUUGAAAAAUGUUGAACUAGCCGCAUUUGUACUGAUAACAGAUAUAGUUAGAAUGAAAACAGUUUGUUUAGAAAAGUUAAAGAAUGUUUUUGUGAUUUUAAAUGGAAAAUGUGAUUUAAAAAAAUAGCUGAAUAAAUCUUUAUGAACAUGAGCUGUAGGAUUUCAUUUAAAUAUGCCAGAAGACAUAUUUUCACUUUGUAGUAUGGAGGCUGAAGUAGAAAAUUCUUAGCAGUAGAGAAACAUGCAUUUAUCUAGUGCCUUGAAUAACUUUUGGUGUGUUCAUGGGGCUUUUGCAUGUAUGUACUGUUGUGCUCAUUGAAAAGACUGUACAUACAGAUAUGCUUCCUCUGCUUAAAUGAAUGGCAAAGCUAUUAAAUACAUCUGAGAUCUAUGUGGCAAUUAGAGCUCCCAUGUCUGGAGAAGAUGACUGGAUUGGGAGGAUAGAAUGUGACCACAAGAUGAAGUACUUCUACUUUAUCAGUUGGUAGUUGCAAUAGUACAAGUAAUUGUGCUGCAUUCAGAGCACAUUAAUAACUCCAUCCUAUAUUCAUCAAUUUGGAAAUAAUCCAUUGAACUCAGUGGAUCUUGUCUCCAAGUAAAAUGUACUUAAGAUGACAUACCCAAUGUGUUUAGCAUAGUUCUGCAAUUUGUUCUGUGCAUGCCAGACCCACUAAAGUUAAAUGAAUCUCCUGUCAGCAGGCCACAAGAAACAAAAUUAAAUUAAUCAGCUGUCAGUCCUUGAGGUCAAGGAUUUCACUUCUUAAAUAUAAUAUACUUAUCCAGUCAACCACAACGUUAUGAUGUAACAAUACUGACGUUUACUUUAACUUGCAAAUAUGUUCUCAUUGGUUUUAACCUUUAGCUCAUGAGAAACCAGAAUAUUACAUGUUGGGUCAGCUACAUGUUUUGUAAAUCAACAUAGCUCCAUGGCUGACUAAAUCUCAAAAGAAACACCCACAAAGGCCUUCAGAAUGUUUCUGUGAAGUGUACUGCUCUUAUCAGUUUUCUUUUUCUUUUUUUAGAUAGGUUUUUUAAAUAAAAUGAAUUCUUAUCAUUUUUCUUUUUUUUUCAGAUAGGUUUUUUUAAAAUAAGAUGAAUUGUCAUUUGUAUUUGUAGCUACUGAUAAAUAAUUCGGUCAUCUUCACCAUUGUUUAGUUUGGCAAUAUUAAUUUCUUCAUUCUGAUAUAUUUUAGCUUGAAUAAACUUAUACAAAUAUACUUAUACAGAUGUUAGUAUUAUAAAAACUAGUAAAUUGUUAUUGUUACAGUUUCCAAGCAGCUGAUAGGAAAGAAAGUGAUUACCAAGGAAAUGUUAUAUCACAGUAUCGAAAGGAUCAGUGUAUCACAGCUACAUGAUACAUCUCUUAAUGAAUUAUAAAUAAGCCUGUUCACACCAAAUUAUCGAACUCUGAUUCUACAAAUGAUGGUGGAAAGUGCCAUCAAGUUGCAGCUGACUUAUGGCAACCCUGUAGGGCUUUCAAGGCAAGAGAUGAACAGAGGUGGUUUACCAUUGCCAGCUUCUGUGUAGCAACCCUGGACUUCCUUGGUGGUCUCCCACCCAAGAACUAACCAGGGCCCAUCCUGCUUAGCUUCCAAGAGCUGACAAGAUCAGAGUAGCCUGGGCCAUCCCAGGUCAGGGCAAUUCAGCAAAUACCAAAACUGCAUGCUUUUAAAAAAAAAUCUCAGUGUUUCAACCUUGUCUUAUGGCCUUUGGGCUGUUCAAGGCAUGGUGCUUAUUUAUCAGCUUGUAAUGAAAGUCUGUGAACUGGGCUCCUCAUGUGCUUAAAUAUCUUUCAGCUCUUGGUCCUCUGGGUCAAGUCUUAGGACCCUGAUCAGUAGUAGAGAAUAUGACAGAUAUGUAAGGGAAAGUUCAUAAAUGCUUAUUGAAUGGCAGGUGAAAUCAUUCAUAAUUAGCAUUUAUGAAAUACCCAUGAAGCAUCAGACAUGGUAAAGAGAACCUUGAUAAAAUUUCAUGGAUGAUACUUUUCUAUAGAAGAAUUCACACAUCCAACUGUAAGUCAUCAGAUAAUAUGUUGUUAGGAUUGUAUAGAUUACUGGGAAUUUUGACAUGGAAGGAAAACGGAAUCACACUCAAUGUCCUUCCCAUUUCCUACAUGUAUUAAUAAUAUCUGAAAGAGCCCAUGUGUGUGCAAACAGUGCUCAAGCAUGUAAUCUUGCAUAAAGCAUGGCUUCUGUAGUUUUGGAACCUAUGAUGUGCGCAAGUUGUAGGUGAGAGGCUCAUUCUGAAGUUAUACAGAAUAUACAGAGUGAGUAAGGACAGGUUCAGCAGAUGCAAAUGAACAUAAUUCUAUUCACCCCUUAUGUACAAUGACACUGUACAAAUACAAUGGGUAUAAAAUCUUGUUAGAGAUGAGAUGUCAGACUAUGUAAAUGAAUGUAUGAAAGAACCCCUUGUAAGUCUGCUUUCAGUAAACAAAGUUCUUAAGCACAAUCAAUCUUAAGCCUAAUCAAUUGAUUUAAUGUAGAUUCAGAUCUCCGUGGCAGAUGCUGAGACAGUUUGAACCAUUAGGAAUAUUCAAAUGUCAAAUUCCAAAGAAAGUUCAAAACUUCAAGAUCAGCAUAAUGCCAUAUUCACCUGUGUCACUUUUAAGAUGCCUGUUGGUCCGUACUAUCCUAUAUGACUGGUAGGCUGGCUACCAGUUCCUUUUCCCACUUUUACUGGUAGAUAUGGACUCUGUGACUGCAUCCCCUCACAGUUCUUGAGGUAAGACCUACCUCCCCCAAGCAGCUUGUUCAGACUAUCAGCAAGACUGUUGACCCUGUUCUUCUCUAGUGACCUCUCACAGCUGGCAUUCAGUAAACACUUUCUAGUAUGUGUAUUGCAGGGGGACUGGGUAAGUGGAUCUUCACUGCUGCCCAAUAUACGAGACCUUAACACUACCCCAUACUACUUCUUCGAAUCUCCUUCUAAAGGGAUCAGCUGGGAGGGUAAGGGGACGUGGCAACCCUAGCUAGAACUUUUUUCUCUAACCUGCUUUUAAAAAAAUUGUAUAGGGGAGCAUUAAAGAUGUGACUCUUCUUGCCUGUAGAGUCUGAAAUGAGAUAGUUCAUUCUACCAACUCAGCGGUCUACCAUUUCAUUCUGUGCACAACUAGGCAAGGUCUUAGUCUCCAGGAGCUGACCUCCAAUUCUAUGAGUUUCUUAGAUUUCUAAGGCCAACAAUUGCAGCUGAGAGCUUUUAGUACUUUUCCCAGUGCCAGAUGAUACUUGUAAGAAUCAGUUCACACAAAUAUUGUGGUUAAAUAGCUAUCUGAAGAGCUGGUCAUCAGCAUAGUUUGGCAGGCCUCCUCCACCAUUUCUAAAGAGUGAUCAGCAGUGAGGUGUAUUUUGGAGGAACACUUUGGAUAACUACCACUUGCAGUGGAAAAACAGGGUUGAAAGCCACAAAGAUGAAUUAGGUACCCGUACCUUUAUCGUGUUACUUAUCCCUUAACCAUUACAACAGAAAAUUGUAUGAAAUAUUUUAUUUUUUUAUAUAUUUUGUGAUUGUAGUAAAAAUAAGAUAACCAUGCCAUUAGCUCUUGCUAAUGGAAAGAAAAAAAGAUGAUCACUAAAAUAGUCUUUUAAAACUUUUAAAACAAGAGUAUGUUAAUGAAAGGAGUGGUACAUGAAAUAGCCAAACAUCUGGGAGAGCAGCAGCAGUGAUCUCUGCUGCCUCUAAUAGAUGUUUUGGGAGAGGGGUGUAUAGGCUGUGCUCCCUCUGCUCAAUGAGAGGGAAGGAUUACAUGAGCGAGGGUUAUCUCUGCCUGCAUCCCACUCCAGACGUCAACAGGGCACAGGGAAUUUGAUGACUUUCUAGAAGCUCCCCUGCCUUUUGUUUUCCAAUGUUAACCCUCUGAAUGACAUGGCUGACCUAUGGACAGCUUGUUCUAGUUUCAUCUCUAGCAUUCUUGCAGGUCCUGUCUUUGGGAUAAUAGCAUUUUCACUUAUGCUUUUCUAGCUCUGGAAAACGGUACAGAGAAGUAAUGCCAUCUUAGCCAGGAAAAGGAAACGAGUCUGUUCCAGAGGUUUUUAUUUAAGUGCCAGAUCCUUGAAAGAUAAACUAACAAUACUAAUAUUGAAUAAGAUUACUGUCUCUGAAAAUAGUUGAUCCUCUGUUUUCCAUGACUGAGGAGAAAUAGAAGAACAUUCUAUAAAGAUUUCACUUUGCAUGUUUGUCAGACACUAUCCUUUUUUUACUCACUGUGCCCUGAAAGUCAGGCUUCCCUUUGAAACCCUUUGACCUCCUUUUUCACAUUCAUUUCUGUUAUUUUAUCUUUUUUCCUUCUUGUGUUGUAUUUUGUUUCAUGGUGUGUAAACAUCAUUUUGUGCAGGUUCUUAAUAUUAUAGCUUCACUUUUUUUUUAAAAAAGAGGAACUUUAAAUAAAAUACAGCUUGGAAGCAACAAAAAGAUGUUUAACAUAUAAUUGUAAAAUCUGUCAAUAUAUUUGUUAACUAGAAAAAAAUUAUAAAUACAAUUAUCUGCCCAAACUUCA